AUGAACGUGCUGCUUUCGCCGCAGCCCCCGACCUUCUUCCCUCACCAACACGAUCCCAACCGACGAUCUCCCACUCGACCAAUGUCUUCUUCAUUUUAUAAUGUCGGCCCUUCAAAUCGAAAGCGAAAAGCUGAUGACGAUGGCGAUGAGAUGUCAGUCUCGCCCAUCAAUUCUCCCGCCGCUCAGCCACGACAACUUGCCCCCCGAUCAUCCAAGAAAAUCCGGACGAACGAACUGGCAGGGCGUCCGCUAACCCUGCCUCGACUUCUUGAGACCCUCGACGCCACGCAACUACGAACCGUCCUUCAGACCAUUUGUGAACGUCAACCGGAGAUCGGAGAGGAGGUUGUCAAGAGCGCACCGAAGCCAACAGUCGAAUGCGCCCUGCAAGUGUUGAAGGAAUACCAGGACAAGCUGCGAGAUGCAUUUCCCUACGGCGAAUCGAGCUCCGACUACACUUACUACCGAGUCAAGCAGCCCCUAUUAGCACUUCUUGACGCUCUUGCAGACUUCACUCCCCAGUACCUCCCACCUAACGAAGCAAGCGCCAACGUCUCUCUCCAAUACCUCGACGGUGCCACCAAAAUAAUUCACAGCUUACCUGAUUGGGAAGGCCAAGCUCAUCGACAUCACAAAGAGAACAGCUAUGAUGAGAUAUCAAGGGCUUGGGCGCUAGUGAUCAAUGAGGCAUCGAAGAAAGGAGCAGGGUUUGUGUUGCAUUCAGGCGGUUGGGAUCAAACCCUCGCCAAGCACAACCAACAGUCGGGCGGCAGGCUUGGAGCUGCGAUCUCUUCCAUGUCGACGAACCUCGGAUGGGUUGGCGGCGGGCCAAAUAGCGGAGCUCCGAACACAUCAGCUAACCAGAACUCCAUUCUGGACCAGUUGGUGGCUGGAAACUAUGGCUCCCCCGUUCGCGUUGGUCCAUGGUAG
Messenger RNA from Hypoxylon trugodes, 930 nucleotides. RefSeq names its product Cut8-domain-containing protein. The record is from RefSeq and is a predicted model, not a curated record. Bases 1 to 930 code for a protein of 309 amino acids. NCBI's taxonomy places the organism in Eukaryota, Fungi, Ascomycota, Sordariomycetes, Xylariales, Hypoxylaceae. Gene Ontology annotation, cellular component: nucleus. Gene Ontology annotation, biological process: nuclear protein quality control by the ubiquitin-proteasome system; proteasome localization. The transcript is spliced from 2 exons.